Molecule: messenger RNA, 2147 nt
Organism: Pocillopora verrucosa
Lineage: Eukaryota; Metazoa; Cnidaria; Anthozoa; Scleractinia; Pocilloporidae
Source: RefSeq, a predicted model, not a curated record
UAUCUCCCCAGAUUAUAGAACCUCCGAUCAACCAGUCUGUUACGGAAGGAAACUCUGUGAACUUCAGUUGUCGAGCCUCAGGUGUGCCAACACCAACAUUAGUCUGGGUUUUUAAUGAUGCUGAGCUGCCAUUUGGUAUAAAUCGCGAUGGAGUAUCAUUCCUGGAAUUUUUAAGCGUCACAAAAGGGAUGGAAGGGUCUUACAAGUGUAUAGCGGAAAAUACAGCAAAUACAACUAGUUCCUCUGCAACACUGCGUGUUUACGGGAAAGCCUCUGCUCAAGUUGCUACAGAUCAGUAUCCAGCACUCACAGCAGGUGACAAUCUCACAUUGACCUGCAUCGUUAACGAAGAAACAAUAAAUGUAACUUGGAAAAAAGAUGGAGACUCACCGCCCAAAAGAGCAAAGAUUCAUACACGGUUCGAUAACAAAAAGAGUGAACUUGCAAUAACUGAAGUUGUGAAGGAAGACAGUGGUGUGUAUUCUUGUGAGGCACGUGACAAGCUCGGUUUUGUUGCCCGUUCCUUUGUGUCAAUCACACGGAAAGCCUCUGCUCAAGUUGCUACAGAUCAGUAUCCAGCACUCACAGCAGGUGACAAUCUCACAUUGGCCUGCAUCGUCAACGAAGAAACAAUAAAUGUAACUUGGAAAAAAAAUGGAGACUCACCACCCGAAAGAGCAAAGAUUCAUACACGAUUCGAUAACAAAAAGAGUGAACUUGCAACAACUGAAGUUGUGAAGGAGGACAGUGGUGUGUAUUCUUGUGAGGCACGUAACAAGCUCGGUUUUGUUGCCCGUUCCUCUGUGUCAAUCACGAGAAAAGCCUCUGCUCAAGUUGUUCCAGGUAAGUAUCCAGCACUCACAGCAGGUGACAAUCUCACAUUGGCCUGCAUCGUCAACGAAGAAACAAUAAAUGUGACUUGGAAAAAAGAUGGAAACUCACCACCCGAAAGAGCAAAGAUUCAUACACGAUUCGAUGAAAAAAUGAGUGAACUUGCUAUAACUGAAGUUGUGAAGGAGGACAGUGGUGUGUAUUCUUGUGAGGCACGUAACAAGCUCGGUUUUGUUGCCCGUUCCUUUGUAAAAAUAAACGUCAUAGUGCAAAGUUUCAACACUUUAUGGUAUUACAUUGGCGGAUCAGUGGCGGCAGCGGUUGUCAUUUCGCUAAUUUCCUGGUAUUUCCGCAAGCGUCGAAGGACAGCUAUGGCUCUUCCUGACCAAGAGCAGGCAAUUCAGAUGGAGCCAUUGAAUGCAGAGGUAGAUGAGUGGGAGGUUGCGGUGAACCGUGUCCUGCUACAAGACGUCAUUGGACGAGGGGCGUUUGGAGCCGUGUGGAGAGCUCUCCUGAGUUCACCAAAUGGACAACCUGGAAAUCGGACGGUGGCCGCUAAAUGUUUCACGCCCACUGCUGGAGAGGAAGGAAGGAAAUGUUUGAUGAGAGAAAUUGAGCUGGGGAAACUUAUCGGUGAAAACGUUUCGCCAAACAUUGUAAAGUUCAUGGGCUGCGUUACGACAGAAAUUCACCCCAUACUCAUCAUGGAGUACUUGCCAUGUGGUGACCUACUUGGUUACCUCAGAAAAUGCCGAGGAGUGAGGGAUCGGUUUUAUCUUGGUGAGGGAAGAGCUCAGGAUUUGAACAACUACGAUCUCGUGUUGUUUGCCAAACAAAUCGCCGCCGGCAUGGUGUUCCUUGGAACGCGAGGUAUUAUCCAUCGUGACCUGGCGGCUCGAAACAUUCUCCUCGAUAACAACUAUGUUUGCAAAGUGACGGACUUUGGUAUGGCAUAUCAAAGCUUCAAGUAUGGCCAUGGAAAUGCCAAAAAGGGACGUUUGCCAAUCAAAUGGACUGCACCAGAGAUUCUGCUAGGAGAGCUUGCUGGACUUUCCACCUUGAGUGACGUGUGGUCCUAUGGAAUCGUUCUGUAUGAGAUAGUUACCCUUGGAGGAAUUCCGUACGACAGAUGGUCAGAAGCCAUGGUGAUUGCAGAGGUCACAAAGGGAUAUCAGAUGCCAAAGCCCGAUCAUGUUGAUAACAAACUGUAUGAAAUAAUGAAAAGGUGCUGGAAUCGAAACCCUGACUUCCGUCCUCCUUUUGAAAGCCUGCGACAAAGAAUGGACAAAUACAUUCGUGAAGAGGUUUGUUUCUAG